Rosa rugosa (rugosa rose) is the source of this 1118-nucleotide messenger RNA. Its product is annotated as ESCRT-related protein CHMP1B-like. Bases 589 to 972 code for a protein of 127 amino acids. The transcript has a single exon. The record is from RefSeq and is a predicted model, not a curated record. Gene Ontology annotation, cellular component: ESCRT III complex; multivesicular body. Lineage: Eukaryota; Viridiplantae; Streptophyta; Magnoliopsida; Rosales; Rosaceae. Gene Ontology annotation, biological process: late endosome to vacuole transport; endosome transport via multivesicular body sorting pathway; protein transport.
AGUCAUGGCCGUAACUUCCUCUUCUUCCUCCGGGUUGAAACAAACAUUACUCUAGCUUCUCUCUUCUAGCUUCCUUUUUCACUUGAAAAAUCGAUGAGUUUGUUGUGUUUUCUGUAGUAAUCCUUCAUCAAAUUUCUCUGCUCAGCAUUUGUGGAUUUCAGUUGUUCUUCCUACAUAUUUUCAUCAUCCUAGUAAUCCCAUUGCUAACCGUAACUAGAUAGAUAUCUUUCCCAAUUAUUCCCUGGAAAUCUUCCUAUGAUUGAUUCGGAUCAUGGCCCUAUUGUUUAAACUACUCUUCUUUUGAAACAAAUUCAUGCUAAUUGUUUUAAGCCUGAAGCAAAUUUGCAUAACAAAAUGAGUGACUUAGAAGUAGGUCAACGCGUCGACCGGGUUGGACUAGGUAUUCGGGUCGAGUUGAGUCUAUUUUGUGUCCUACUUUCUUGAGAAGAACCAGAGUCGCCCACAUGAGAAUCUGAACACUCUUCUUCAAUCCAUAAACAAAAUACAACACCUUCUUCCUAAGCAAAGAGUUUCGCUCGAUCACCAAAACUAUGAAAUGCAUAACCCAAUUUGUCAUCAACAUGCCACAUGAUACCACCAUUACAAGCAAAUUCGACCACCAUGGGCAACACGGAGAAGCUGAUGAAAUUCACGUCCAAAACCCUCGAGUCCUCGCUCACCACCGGAAACCUCCAGAAGAUGUCGGAGACCAUGGACUCGUUUGAGAAGCAGUUCGUCAACAUGGAGGUCCAGGCCGAGUUCAUGGAGAGCUCCAUGGCCGGCUCCACCUCGCUUUCCACUCCCGAAGGUGAGGUCAACAGUCUUAUGCAACAGGUUGGUGAUGAUUAUGGGCUUGAGGUCUCCGUGGGUCUGCCGCAGCCGGCGGCCCAUGCCGUGCCCACCAAGGAGGCCGAUAAGGUCGAUGAGGAUGAUCUUUCCAGGAGGCUUGCGGAGCUCAAGGCUAGAGGCUAAUGAGGGAAUGUCAUCGGUGCGAUGCGAAUUUGAUGUAUAAUGCUGCUUUAUGGGUUUGCAGAAUUAUGAGAUGUGAUUCGUGUUGGAACCAUUUACAACUUGAUAUUUGUGUAUAAUUGUCGAAUCAAUUCGCGGUGACAUGAUUA